AUGAACGGCCUCAGCGAAUCCACCGACCAUGAGCAGCCGACAGAGACGACUGCGCUUCUUGUGGAACGAAGAUGGCCGCGGGGCCAAGAACCCAGCCCUCAUCUCCCUCUGGUUGAGCCAGUAAUACUGCAUAUUCAAACCAAGGAUAUCGAUGCUUGUUCUCGCGCUGAACUCUGUCCAUAUGUCCUCUCUGGUCGAGCAGAAGAGACUGCCUUCCUGCUAGUGGUCUUGCUUCGAUUGCGUGGAUCUGUUGUGUCGUCACCCACAUAUGAUUCGGACAUUUGGAGGGCGUGGAUGAACGAGCGAGAGCGCGCAGAGAGCAUACAACAGCUGGAUCGUCGCAUUCUGCAAGAAUGGUCCGAUUUUCUUGCGGAUGAUCGCUCGGCAGAAGAAAUAGGGGAAGUUUUGUGGAGUUCGUUCUACUACAGACGCGUGCUGAGCAGCAGUGUCCUAGUUGUCGACUUUCUGAGCAAGUCAGAUGUACCGCCGGAGCUGUUAACGGACAGGUUAUUCCUCCUUAGCAUAAGGAGGACGUGGCGCCAGGGCAGGGCUAUUCCUCUCGGAGAUCGUUCUCUCGUUGAACGAUUGUUGUGCAGACUAGAUGCGGUAUGUACUCCAAGGGUCCUGCAUGCCAUUGACCUAUCCUUCCUGAUAGCCUAUCUCAAAUGGUCGUUAUCGAUAAUUCCUCCUCUACUGGUGCUUGCCGCCUUCCUUUCCCACCUGCCUUUUGCCCCUUCACCGGACGACUUCGCCUACGCCGUAUUGUUCUUCGCAUUCUCCUGGAUUGUCCUCGAACUACAUACUCCCCGCAGUCCGAGCCCGCUGUACUUCCUCCCAUUUGAGAGUAUACUACCCUUGGCUACUCUCAUUUGGCACGGCAUCUUUCACAUUAUACUCCCUGUCGUUGUAUUCUUCCUGCCGGCAUUGAUCCUUUCUCUCCUGCUUCUCUCGACGUCAUUGUACGACAUCUUCCCUUCGGUGAUGAUGUCGUACGCAUCCGCUCCUGCACCCAUCGAGGCGCGAACUGCAUUUUUGUCGUUGUUCGCCGUCAUAUUCCUGCUGAUGAUAUGUUCACUCGUGAUGCUCGUCCUCAUCUAUCCUUCCCUAUCAUCGGAUGAAGCGGUGGAUCGGUGGGAUCGGUACUCGAAGCCGGUCGGAUUGCAGGCUCGUAAAGCCCUCUUCCGGGUUGUCGCUGCAUACUCGGCCCCUCACCUCUUCCCGCCUCCUCUCAAUCUGAUCCAGCUCCUGGUGCGGAUACCCGUCAUGUUCCUCUCGACUGUCGGAGGUGCCAACUGGAUGCCUGCUGCGGAGACGGUGAACAAGGCCCUUUGGCGACUCACGGUUGCACCUCUGGGUUCCAGCCACGCUAGUUCAAAUAAGAGCAAUCCCAGUGCGCGGCCCACCAAGCGACGGAAAAAUGGCACACAGCCAACGGAGGAAGAUUUACCUACUCCACUUGCGCAAGCCAGCGCACCUACCGCUACUGCACUCUCGAUACGGAGCCUCCCUUCCCCAGGCGUCCCUUCUCUGGCGAACCUGUGCAUUCGCGUAUUUGCUGGUAAUCUUGCCAAGUUGCACUCGAACGCAACAGUAUGGGAAGACGUCCGCGCCUGGUUGAAGGCGUUGCCCGACUAUCUGGUAGCGAGAGUGUUCGCGGGACUCAAGGCGACAUGCCCAACGAUUCUGAGCAACGGAUUAAUUGUCGCGUACUUCCUCCGCGGCACCUCAAUUGCACUGGACAGGAGUCUGCCUGGAGCAAACAGGCAUACGAUCGCAGCAAUCCGCGAAUCGCCUGACAGUUCCAGUCUCCAAGAGCUGGAGAUAAGUGACUUUGAUAAGGAGCCGGACAGCUUGUUCGCAUCAGUGGUGGCGAAACUGCCUCAUCUCCGAAUGCUAGUGCUGCGAGGUUGCGCGAAAGUAGGCGAAAAGACGACUCAGGCAAUAUCAAAGUCUUGUCCACAGCUCGCUGUGUUGAAUCUGAACUAUACUUCCGUAACGCCCGCUUCCUUGGCCCCUGUAUUACUCUCAUGCCAUGGUCUGGAGGUACUGAAAGUAGCAGGGAUCUCAAGCUGGACAGACGCCUCAUUUGCCAAACUCUGGUCCGCCUUGAGUACCCACGAGGGUCUUUGCCUCACCAAUAUCCGGACACUGAAGCUGCGCCAAACCUCACUUGGUGAAGCCGCGCUGGGUCCAUUCCUAUCCAUCUGUCCAAACCUCCAGCGAGUGGAUCUCUCGUUCACUCUCGUCCGGUAUCCAUCGCAAUUGCUCGCCGGCAAACCCUUGGAGAAACUCUCUUUGACAUCGACCAAGGUCACUAGUAACGAGCUAGUCGCUACCCUUCCUCUCUUCCCCAAAUUAAUCACGCUCAACAUAGCUGCUCUUGGAGGAGGACAAGGCUCCAGUGCAGCCAUCUCCAACACAUCCGCGAUGAACAUGACCGAUCAGACCCUAAGGGAUAUCACGAACGUCCUUGCUGGCUUUACCCAUAUAGAGCGUGUCAACCUAGUCGGCAACAGCAAGCUGGGCAUCACUGGGCGGCGAGAUAGUGCUAUUGCUGAAUUUGUAAGACGGGUGGGUCGGAGGUGCAAGAUGCUGAACCUGGCCAGCAUCCCCUCACUUCGCUCUUCCGAUCUCGAAGGACUAGUACCGGAUACCGUCGCGGAAGGACCAUCGGCACUGCGAGUGCUGAUCCUCAAUAAUACCGUAGUCGACGACGAGGCUGCGCCAUUCAUUUCGAGCUGUCCCGAUCUGGAGACGCUGUCAGUCGGAGGGACACGCUUCACGAGUGCAGGCUUGUUUCCGAUAAUCGACGCUUGUAUGAAACUGCAGAAACUUGAUCUCACCAGCUGUCGAGGUGUGAAAGUCGGUGAACGGAGACGGUUCUUCGAGGUCUGGGAAGAGGAGUGGCAUGACGCGCGGAGCCGCUGA
Molecule: messenger RNA, 2928 nt
Organism: Laetiporus sulphureus 93-53
Lineage: Eukaryota; Fungi; Basidiomycota; Agaricomycetes; Polyporales; Laetiporaceae
Exons: 11
Coding region: 1-2928 (975 amino acids)
Biological process (GO): SCF-dependent proteasomal ubiquitin-dependent protein catabolic process
Cellular component (GO): SCF ubiquitin ligase complex
Source: RefSeq, a predicted model, not a curated record